Messenger RNA from Fomitopsis serialis, 1761 nucleotides. RefSeq lists its product as uncharacterized. The transcript has 6 exons. NCBI's taxonomy places the organism in Eukaryota, Fungi, Basidiomycota, Agaricomycetes, Polyporales, Fomitopsidaceae. Bases 1 to 1761 code for a protein of 586 amino acids. The record is from RefSeq and is a predicted model, not a curated record.
AUGCCAGGCAAGAUGUUCAUGGUCAAUCCUACCCCGUACGCCGAGCAUCUCAAAGUGGCCAAGGAGGUCGUCGUGAAAUCUACAUGUAACGAUCAUAAGGCUGUAUCCCAAGCCAAUGCCGACAGGCACAAGCUCGCCGUGACGGGGAUAGGUGCGACGGCCUGUUCCAGGCAUGGGUGCUUCGUACCACAUUCGGUGGUGAACUUCCAGAAGGGAGAGCGCCAGAUGAACAUGGACUAUUCUCUGUCAAACGCGCUGAAAUACCGAUCGCGAGGGUGUACCCGGGUCAUCGUACUUUACGACAUCAUGUGUCAGUGGGGUGUGCACAUGAACGCCCGAUUUGAGCACAGCCCGUACCUUUCAAUACCGCCCCGUCUUGUCCUCUACAAGUGUAUAGGCCUCUUUCAUGUCCACGGCCACAAACCAGAGUGCGAGUAUUGCUUCUCGCCGACGUACAUGAUCGGGGCCGGCGAGGUUGAUGGCGAGAUCGUUGAGACGCAGUGGUCAUGCAUGAAUCGCAUAUCAGGUAGUACAAGAACCAUGUCCACUUCUCACAGGCAAGAAACACUCGAUCGGCACAUGAACGACUGGAACUGGAAGAAGAUGAUCACGAUGGUUACAUCCCUUCGCCGGAAAAUCAAAGCUAAUCGGCCGGUGCUUGCCGACAUGAAGCGCGACCUCUCGGCGAAGGAAGCAGGUGUCAGCCCACUGCGGCUGCAGGCUUGGAAGGCAGAGCUUGAUACGGCGCAGAGGCAACGCCUCCGAAACGUAAAGGUUAUGGACCGAUACCAACCUCCAAAACAGAUCGCCCCAUCCCAGGCUGCACUUCAACUGGAAUUGACAGAGCAGGAAGGCGAUGACGAUGCCACGAUUGGCACUGCGGCCUGGAUUGCAGAAGGCCUAAAGCUGGAGGAAAUACAGUUCCGCAGGAUUAAAGUGAAGAAACACGCAAAGCAAAUAGGGGACAAGGCCACCGGGGCACAGCUCUUAAAGCUGGGUAAAGAGCGGAAGAACCUGGAGACCCGAAUUCGCCGCUUCCACAGUCGAGCAUAUGGGAUUGCCCGACGCAACCACCUAAUAGUAGAGGAGGGCGCGGAGGAGGGGGACGACGUAGGCGACGAUUGGGAAGAUGAGGGCCCUCUUGUCCCCCGGCAGCCAAACAGCCCGUGGGCAGUGUUCAACAGCCGGCCUCCUCCUCCCUACUCCCGGGCAAUAUCUGAGGAGACAGCGAUCGGCCUACCAUCCAACCUCCCAACUGAUGUGCGCGAGGACCAUGGAAUCCCACCGCUUGCAAGGCGGGAAAUGGUACUUCGGCGAGGGCAGGCUAACGAUGCCCUUCAACAACUGCGGGGGCUGCUUGGGCAGAAGUCGUUUCAGUUUCGUACCAGUGUCCGGCGCGGCAAAGGAAAUACCAAGCGCACCCGCGCAUGGACUUCGAUGACGAAGCUCGACCGUGCUGUCCAGAUUCAGGCCGCCAUCUAUCGAAGAGCUCGUGCGGCAAUGCUGGUCCUUGGCAUGUCAGAGGCUGACCGGCGGAAAUAUCAGCCGUUGCAGCCAGACGACCUCAAAGUCAGCACGGCAAUAGCAGAGCCCAAUAAGCGAGGGCAGCGCCACAUAUCACCGUCUUGGGUGUGGAACGUUGACGUGGAAGCCGAUAUUAUAGGUGAUAAUGGGCUGGCAUCCACCGUGUCCACUGGUUUCAGGCGCGCUCAAAGGUUGACAGACUGGAAGAAGAAGCCGGUAUCCUCAAGCGCGAACUAG